AUGUCUGCCAGAGACGUCUGUAUUCUAACCCUCGUGUCGGUCUCCCUCUUUAUCGGCCCUGUUGUGUCAACGGAUGCACCCGCACCUGCAACUGAAGGAGAAAGCCGCACCCUGCGCGUCCUUGUUGUGGUGGCACAUUUGCUGAGUCAGCAAUUUCCCAACACUGCAAUAGAGGCAGUGCAAAUUGCCGAGUCUGGCGAGUUUCUUAGCGAGCAUCUGAAGAAGGCUGAGACACCCGGCACCUACGACUAUGCAGCUCUAGACCCUGAGAGCAUAGAGAAAUGGGACUAUGUCAUCCUGCAGGAGGAGAGUGAGCAGGUUGCACUGGGGGGCGAGAGUGAGGUGGGCACCAGGGACGCCAUUGCCGGGCUGGCUAGAUUGGCGGCAGCGCGCGGCGCUCGAGUCGGAGUGGUUCUCACAUGGGCGUGGCUGGACGGCAGCAAUGACAAGUUCCCCUCCUUUGAGGACAUGCAGAACAAGGUGAAUGGGCGCUACGUGGAGCUGCUGCGAGCAGUGCGCGAAGACACAGGCAUUCCUGUCUUCCUGGCGCCCGUGGGCUUGGCUUGGCAGGCAGUCAGAGGCGUUCUCUCCCAGCAGGCCGCCCUGAGGCCGUCGCAGAACGGCACUGCAGUGCUUGCAAAUGCAACCAGCCCUGGAGCAAACUCAAGUGCAAAAUCCGGCGCACCCAGCGCAGCCCUUCAGCCUGCCAUUGCCCCCAGCCCCGCUGACGGCAGCAGUGCUGCACCGGCUCUGGGGCCCGAAGUUGUUGUUUCUGCCGCCAAUCCUUCGGCGGUCGCCUCGUUCCUGACCGUGCCGAAGGCCAAGGCGGCCGCGGCGGCGCGACAGCCGCAUGGGGAAGCUGCGGCGCCUGUUUUGGCAGCGCCUAAUCUGCCGCUGCUGGCCGCCAUCUGCCCCCGCCGCGCCGAGGUGCCAGCGCCCUCGCCCGCCCCAGAUCUGGCGCCGGCGGGAUUGCCCCUGACUAAUGCUGCGGUGCCUGCGCCAAAGUUGGCACCGGCGGGAACGCCUCCAGCCGCCGACGCGCCGGCGGCAGCUGCCGUGCCAGGUGGCGGCUUGGGCCUGGCGUGGACCAGCAUCUCAGCCGGCAGAAAGCUCCUCUGUCAGCCGAGAAGCGCCCAGUCGCGCUCUGUGCGGCAAGACAACGCUGUGGAGCUGGAGCAGAGCAUGCGUGGUGCUGGUGGAGGGUCCAUGACAGCUGGCAGGCGGCACAGGCUGCGAGAGGUUGGUGAGGACGAGGCAGCAGGUGCACCUGAGCCAGUGGCUGAAGCUCCUGCGCCUGGGGUGCCAGCAGAAGCCCCAGAGGACGAAGCUCCUGCGCCUGAGCUGUCAGCAGAAGUGCCAGCAGCUGAAGGUCCUGCGCCUGAGCCGCAAGCAGAAGCCCCAGAGGACGAGGCCUCUGGGCCAGCUGUCGCCGAAGCGCCUGUUCUGGGCCCUCAAGUGACAGUGCCGGAAAGUAUCAAAGGCGAGCCGGUGAGAUCAGAGAUCAGCCUGCCCGCCCGAUCGGACUCAGUGCCUUUUACCACCACACCAGGUCAAAAUGUGAGUAUUUGCAGAGUGAAGGACUUUCCGGCACGCUGGAAUACUUUCACAGAGAUUUAUGAGGAGGAUGGGAACCACCCCAGCGAGAAGGGGACCUACUUGGAAGGCCUCAUCAUUGCCAGCGCAAUAACUGGCUGCCGCAUGUUGGGGAACCCAUAUGACAGGGGCCUGGAAACAAAAUGGGUGGGCUUUCUGCAAGCACUGUCAGACGCCGUGAUGUUUGAAACGACGCCUCCAGCCUUCCCACAAGAGCUCUGGGCCCCGAAUGGCGUUCAAUGCACAUUGAAGUAA
Messenger RNA from Coccomyxa subellipsoidea C-169, 1848 nucleotides. RefSeq lists its product as hypothetical. Bases 1 to 1848 code for a protein of 615 amino acids. The transcript is spliced from 6 exons. The record is from RefSeq and is a predicted model, not a curated record. NCBI's taxonomy places the organism in Eukaryota, Viridiplantae, Chlorophyta, Trebouxiophyceae, Coccomyxaceae.